AUGGGGAUAAUAGCAGACCGUGAUAUUAGCACACAAGAGACUUGUCAUAUGUUGCAGAAAUUGCCACUCAUUAUCUGUAGCCGACAGUUUAUAUCUCUUAAUGCUCCUCCACCUCGAGAUAUAGAUGAUAGUGACACUAAUGAUUCUCAACAUCAAGAAGACUCAAAUCUAUUUGAAUGGGAAUUCCUAUCUCAAAUGGGUCCAACAAAUAAAUUUACCAGAGAUGAACUACAAAUGUUAGGGCGACGUGACUAUGAUUUAAGCUACUUCUGGCCCACCAAUAUUCCAAAUCAGCAAUUACAGUCUACUGCUGUCCAAUUCAUAUGUGCAACAAAAUUACAAUUUCAACCUCCUACAAACCAAGCCUUGCCCAUAAUCAAUGACAAAACCCAUCUCUCAGCUCAGCAAAGCCUUGCAAUUCACAUAAUUCUACAUCACCAAUCUCAACAAAUUGCAGCCCAGCCUCUCCGAAUGAUUAUUCAAGGAUCGACAGGAAUAGACAAAUCAUUCUUGAUAGAUUGCAUUAGACAAAAGUUAAAUAUCUCUGGAAGCAAUAAGACAAACACAUUAUUAGUUCUUGCACCUAUAGGUGUUGCUGCUUAUAAUAUUCAAGGAACAACUAUUCAUGCAGGCCUCUGCAUUCCUAUAAAAGAAAUGCAUCCUUUGAUAGGGCAAGCAUUGUUCACAUUCCAAGAGUGUUUUAGGCAUGUUAAAUAUCUUCUAAUAGAUGAAAUGAGCUCCUUGGGUCCUAAAUUGCUAUUGAAGAUUGACAGUCGCCUCCGCCAAGCAUUCCCUAAUAAACAACAUGAAACCUUUGGUGGACUCUCCAUGAUCCUUGUAGGUGAUCUUGGACAGCUCCCACCUGUAAUGGACAAACCAGCUUAUGCUUCUCACUCUACAGCUCUCAACUUGUGGUGA
This is a messenger RNA of Cryptomeria japonica (Japanese cedar), 918 nucleotides long. Its product is annotated as ATP-dependent DNA helicase RRM3-like. The transcript is spliced from 2 exons. The record is from RefSeq and is a predicted model, not a curated record. Gene Ontology annotation, biological process: telomere maintenance; DNA repair. Bases 1 to 918 code for a protein of 305 amino acids. Gene Ontology annotation, molecular function: DNA helicase activity. Lineage: Eukaryota; Viridiplantae; Streptophyta; Pinopsida; Cupressales; Cupressaceae.